Colletes gigas is the source of this 4589-nucleotide messenger RNA. RefSeq names its product gamma-tubulin complex component 6 (gene Grip163). Gene Ontology annotation, cellular component: centrosome; equatorial microtubule organizing center; spindle pole. The record is from RefSeq and is a predicted model, not a curated record. Bases 48 to 4565 code for a protein of 1505 amino acids. Gene Ontology annotation, biological process: spindle assembly; mitotic cell cycle; meiotic cell cycle. Lineage: Eukaryota; Metazoa; Arthropoda; Insecta; Hymenoptera; Colletidae. Gene Ontology annotation, molecular function: gamma-tubulin binding; microtubule minus-end binding. The transcript has 15 exons.
UACUGUGUUAAGUGAUUCGGUUUUUUAAUAACCGUCGACAAUUUUAUAUGCAAAUACAUUCAGCCAUGAAUGCUAAUGAUGAUACUUACGGUCUCGUAACCGAAUUGAGCAAACAUAUAUUGCAAACGUAUCGACGACCCUUUUAUCGGAAUGCUCAAUUUACCGAUGACUACGAUGUUAAAACAAUUAAACGUCUUCGGAUCAAAGCUUUCGAAAUAUUACUAAAAAAAACUGACAAGAGAGUACUUAGUCAAGAUUAUACAGAAUGUGAAGCAAUAGAUCCAAUAAUAGAAAUACAAAAGCAUGCUUUUGUAAUGAAAUUAGGGUUAAGGCAUGCAUACAAUGCUACCAUGUUGGAGCAUCUUUUAGAGGAGCUUGCAGAAUUUUCAUGUUUGGAAUCAUCGGUUUGUUCCGCUCUACAAUUACUAGUUCAAUUAAAAGAUUUUAAUGUCACUCCUGAACCAAUUACAAAUAUAUUUUAUUAUGGCAAAUCUAACCCUGCUAUACCUGAAAUUACAUAUAAUGCCAAUAAUGCCCCAUCGUUUCAAAUAUAUCCAAUGGAAUGUUUUAUAUUAUCCAAUAAAUUUGAAGCAACAUUGGAAACGCAGAAGCAUCAAAUUAUGCAGGUUAUACCCACAACAGUCAUAAAUAAAUUGCACUUUUUACAUGGAGCAAUAAAAUCUAAAGGCAUCAUUGAAACUGAAUCCAUAGGUGUGUCUGUUGCGCCUAAUUUUAUGUCCAAUCAUGUAUUCGAUACAAUGUCAUCACAGACAUCGAUAUUCUCGAAUCAACAUUUUACAAAAAGUUUAAACUUGGAUCCAUACACUUCACAGAGAAUGGUGGCUUAUGGAGGCGAGGAUGAAAAUGAACAUACUACUUGUGAAAGGAGGCUUGUAACGAGUUAUUUAUACUCUUCUUUCGCACCUACGGAAACAAUCAUAAAAGAAAAUGACAGUCUAGUAGAUACAUGGAAAUCUUCUGAAUAUAGCGUUAUUGACGAAUUAAACUCUACUAUGAAUUCUUGGAAUUGUGCAUGGAACCAAAUUGAUAUUACCGAUACAUCUCCUUUAGAUCAUCGAACUUGGGAACAUUUCGGAGAGUUGCAACCUACAAAAGAACCAAUGUUCAUGACUGAUUUACCAACAGUUGCAAUACAUUUAGCAAAAAUCAAACAAAUGAAUAGUCUACCGUUGCUCUCAGGAAAGAUAAUGAACUCUGUACUCCUUCUGGAAGAAAUUUCCAGCAAAGAAUUCAUUAAUGACGUGAAGUCAAUGUUACUUGGAAUAGAGUCAUAUACCUUUAACUACACGCAUAUGGCGGGAUUUACUAUACGAAAAAAUGUCAGUGUUUAUGGCGUGUGUUCAAAAUCAUUAGAAAAAACUUGUCAGGAAGCUAUUAAGUGGGGUAAUUGCUUCAAAUUCUUAUCGUAUUUAGUUACACCCAAUUCACAAAGCGGCAAAUUAUUACAAGAGGGUCUCAUAUUCAAGGCCAUGUGUUCGAAUAUCAAAGAACUUCUACUUUAUUAUCAAGCAGCGCUUCUAAGAAUAUUCACUUGUGAGAAUAAAUCGAACAGACUAUUGAAGAUGUUUCACACAGUUCGUCCAGUGGCGAUUUUAAUUACUAAAGUUGCUAAGCUCUGCGAAUUUUACAAAGAGAAUCAGUGUAUGCAUAAAAAAGGAAACAGCAUUCUUACUAGAAUCUAUAACGAAGCGAUUAAAGUGACAGAUAAUAGGGUUGCUUUAGUAUUUUAUUCUUUAUUAAAGUCUUGCUGUGAUGUUUAUUUCCGGUUUUUGCAAAAAUGGAUGUUUGAAGGGAUAUGCGAUGAUAUUUAUGGUGAAUUUAUGAUUAAAACGAGGCCACAGUAUUUACGUAACAGAGGGCAUAAAUUUUGGACGAAAAGUUUCAGCGUGUGCAACGAAGUUGUGCCCGGUUUUCUAAUUGGCUUAACAGAAGCAAUACUUCAAUGUGGAAAAACAGUUAGACUUCUCAGAAUCUGUGAUUCUAAGAAUCCAGUGUGCCAUGUUUGUAUAACUGAACAACCCGAAGUAAAAGUUUGCUUGAGUGUAUCUACACUGUACGAACAAUCAUUGAGAUGCCGAGAAUAUGAAAAUAAAGGUAAAUCUGCACUUGGCCCAGUACUUUCUCUUUCCACAGCUAUUCUAGAGCAAAAGGAUUUGGAAAGGAAAACUGCAGAAUUUGUUGUGUGUGCUCAACGUAAUACAAUGUUGAGAAUUCGUGAAAAAUGGGAAGACGCACUGAAAAAAGUAGCGCAAGCUAAACGUGAUCAUUUGGUAAAUGUAAAAGAACAGCCUUCGAUUAACAAUAUGCAGCAAAAGAAAAAGGCAGAGAACGAAUCGUCUAAUAAGAUGUGUCAAAUUGAACGUAAUAAACAAGAAAAUGAGACGCAAGAGAAUUUACGAUACAUUGAACGAACAAAUGUUUUGAAUUACUAUGAGGAUCUAGCUAAUGAUAUUGAUAAACGUUGCAUGCGUUCACACUGGCGCGCUAAAAGAAUGGCUUUCUUUGAUAAGAGAGUGAAUGCGUUAACUGCGGCAAACCGAGAUUCACAGGCUCAGUUAAAAAUCACUGAUGAAAUCCGCUCUUUAAUAAAAUUCAGUUCUUUAGCAGAAACUCCAAUUUCGUUCGAAGACGAAAAUGAAAAUUACUCAAGAACAUCUCAUCAAACGUUUAUCGGAACUACCUCUAAUGCGAUGAUAAAAUCAUCUGUCGAAAUUGACCAAGAAGAUACGAGACAAAGUCAAUGUAUACUUGAAAAUCGUGCACAUAUAACAACAAGCAACAAUAACGAAGAGAAUGAUGUUCGUGAUUUUUUGAACAAUCAAAAACUAGAAGUAUUAAAUGAAAAAACAUUGUCAAAACUACCACAAAAUAAAAAUACAACGAAAACAAUUAUUGAUACAGAUACCAAUCAUCAGUUAUAUAUCGCAACACCUUCGGGAAACAUGGAGUCGGAUGAAGUUUUAGAAGAUUUAUCCAUCUAUAAAAUAGAUCGUACAUUGGCAAUUGAAAGGCCUAGUUUUUUGAAUAUUGCUAAUAACGAUAAUACGGCAAUAAAGUCGCAGGUUAGCAAGUACGUAUGGUCUUUAGAAGGUACCAUGACACCAAACAAUAAUCAACUCGAUGUACAACAAAUUAAGUUUACAUCUACUACAAAUGACACAACGAAAAUGACUGUCGAUCAUGCCAAAGAUACUACAGUUUUAAAUCAAAGAAACGAUUUAGUAACACCAAUGUCGUGUACCACGGAUAAUUUUGCUUCAUCGAUACAGAGUCCUAUGUCACAAACGCAGAACUCAGAAGACCGAUCUCCCAUUGAAAUCUCGAACACUGAUACGCAUAUGUUGAGCUCUCCUCGUACGUAUACAAAAUCACCUGCAGGCAUAAAAGAAGAUCCAACAUUUUCAGAUUUAUUUGUAUUAGCGCGAGAUGAAUCAACUACGGUGUCUGUAACAGCGCCUUUAACCGUUGCUGAUGUCGAGGUAAUUGAUCAUACCUCCCUUCAAGCCUAUCUGGAAAAGUCGAUUCGUAUUCCUCUUAACAUACAGAGCUGUCUUGUUAACAACGCUGUUAUCAAAUAUUUUCUUAAGGAAAACAAUUUGUUGUUACAUUUACACAGUUUACGCAGUUACUUCUUCUUGCUGAACGGAGAAUUUGCCAAGAGCUUGACAGAUUCACUUUAUACUCGCUUGUAUGAGAUUUCCAUACCCAUUGAACUGUUUAAUUCAGCUACGUUGACGAACCUCUUAGAACGGGCGCUUGUUAAUUCGUUCAACAGUGUUUACGUGAAUUCAGAGCUUCUUACUCUCUCGGCGAGGGACACACCAACUCAGUUACACAUAUCCGAUCCAACUGCAUUAGACUGUAUUUCUCUUAACUACAAAAUAAGUUGGCCGUUGAACAUUCUACUUGAUGAUACGGUCAUGCAGCAGUAUGGUAAAGUGUUUAAAUUUUUAAUAACGAGCGGUCGAGUUUCCUGGGUGUUGCAAGAAGACUUUAGCAUUAUGAAAAGAGAUCGAAAAGUAGUUACGUCGCAACAAUACCAUAAACUACAACUGUACAGACAUGCGAUGACGCAAUUUAUGAAUGCUUUGCACAAUUAUUUAACAUGUAGCGUUCUAUACGCGAGUUGGACCGAAUUUGAGAAAGACUUGGAAAAUUCUUUAACGGUAGAUCAAAUAUAUUUGUCACAUGUAAAUUAUAUAAAACGAAUACUUUCAAGGUGCAUGCUUAAUACCCGCGGUGAAAAAAUACGCAUAUGCUUAAACAAUGUAUUCAAAGUUAUUUUGAAAUUCCACAAUAGAUUACGAUCUCAAAGUUGGAUUAUGAGAUCUACAGGAUACAUACACCCGAAUUUUAAAAAGCUAGAACAAAUGUACCGAGCAUUUUGUGAGUUACGUGCGUAUAUGGCACACGUUGCUUAUAAAUUAGCCAUUAGCGGAUAUCAACCACAUUUAAUGCAUUUUUUAAACUCUCUUAAUAUAAAUCAAAUGUAUGAUUUAACCACUAAGAAUUAUCGAGGUUUUAUAGGUCAAUUGGAAUUGUAAUAAAUGAUAAUAUUUCUGUUUUUU